Molecule: messenger RNA, 3703 nt
Organism: Ziziphus jujuba (common jujube)
Lineage: Eukaryota; Viridiplantae; Streptophyta; Magnoliopsida; Rosales; Rhamnaceae
Product: splicing factor-like protein 1
Exons: 2
Coding region: 141-2591 (816 amino acids)
Biological process (GO): regulation of mRNA splicing, via spliceosome
Cellular component (GO): nucleus
Molecular function (GO): zinc ion binding; mRNA binding
Source: RefSeq, a predicted model, not a curated record
UGGCGUAGGAAAUAUCAAAUGGGAAAUAUAUAAAGUAGGAGGUAAUCUCUCUCUGUCUGUCAUGUAAAAAGUCAUAUAUUUAGGGUUCUUGCUUCGUUCUCAAUUUCUCUUAUUGGUCUUCUCUUCGAAACUUGAAAUCCAUGGAAGCUCUCCAAACAAACUCUAACCCCUCAACAAUCGAAACCCUAGAUCCUCAUCAUGGAUAUCCUCCUCCACCUGAAACCCUAGUCUCCUACGAUCAGAAUCCCCCUCCUCCUCCUCCUCCGCCAGACGCUUCAGAUUACCAGGAUCCAUAUCCUCCGCCGCCUCAACCUCUAGGUCACGAAGAUCACAAACAAUCGCAAACCCUAGCUUCCUACCCUCAAAACCCUUCCGACAACAACCCGCAGAGUACCUCCGACAAUGGCUACUCCGCCCCUGCCGAGAUUCCGACGCCGAAGAUCGAAACUCAGAAGCCCCUGGUUUCAGAAAAUGGUCUGACGAAUACGCAUAGUGGUACCGAUAAGGAUUUCUCCGGUGGCGAGGAGGAGACCUCGAGCAGGCGGCGGAGACGCAGCCGUUGGGACCCACAGCCGGAGUCUGAUAACCAGAACGGUGGUACUGGCGGUGCCGGUGGCGAUGCAGGUAGUGGCCCGCGGAAGAGGAAGUCCCGGUGGGCCGAUGAUGAUCCGAAGCCGGUGAUUCAGCUGCCUGAUUUCAUGGGAGGUAUUGAAUUCGAUCCUGAAAUUCAAGCUUUGAAUAGUAGGCUUCUUGAGAUUAGUCGAAUGUUGUCUUCGGGAUUGCCUUUGGAUGAUCGCCCUGAAGGGGCUAGGUCACCUUCUCCUGAACCCAUUUACGACAAUAUGGGAAUUAGGAUAAACACUAGGGAGUAUAGGGCGCGGGAAAGAUUGAACAAAGAGAGACAGGAAAUCAUAGCCCAGAUUAUUAAACGGAACCCUGCUUUUAAGCCACCAGCUGAUUAUAGACCACCGAAGCUUCAGAAGAAACUAUACAUACCAAUGAAAGAAUACCCAGGUUAUAAUUUUAUUGGACUUAUUAUUGGCCCAAGGGGAAAUACACAGAAGCGGAUGGAGAAAGAAACUGGCGCCAAAAUUGUUAUUCGUGGUAAAGGGUCUGUGAAAGAAGGCAGGUUGCAGCAAAAAAGAGAUUUGAAACCUGAUCCUUCUGAGAAUGAGGAUUUGCAUGUUUUGGUUGAGGCAGAGACACAAGAAGCUCUUGAUGCUGCGGCAGGGAUGGUGGAGAAGCUCCUGCAACCUGUAGAUGAGGUGUUAAAUGAGCAUAAAAGGCAACAACUUAGAGAACUUGCGGCCCUGAAUGGAACAAUAAGAGAUGAAGAGUAUUGUAGGCUGUGUGGUGAGCCUGGCCAUCGCCAGUAUGCCUGUCCAUCACGUACUUCGACUUUUAAGAGUGAUGUUCUUUGUAAGAUAUGUGGUGAUGGUGGCCAUCCUACUAUUGAUUGUCCAGUGAAGGGAACAACUGGAAAGAAGAUGGAUGAUGAGUAUCAGAACUUCUUAGCAGAGUUGGGUGGAACUGGUCCUGAAUCAGCAACUAAACAAACCCCUACUUUAGCACUUGGCCCAGGAACUACAGCAAGCAAUCCUCCUUGGACUAACAAUGCUAGCAGUGCUACUACUACUUCACAUCCAGGUUUGGGGUCAGCUCCACUGAAGCCAAAGGAAUAUGAUGAUACCAAUUUGUAUAUUGGAUACUUGCCUCCUACCCUUGAUGAUGAUGGUUUGAUUGGAUUGUUUUCACCAUUUGGUGAUAUUGUAAUGGCUAAGGUUAUUAGGGAUCGGAUUACUGGGAUGAGCAAAGGUUAUGGUUUUGUGAAGUAUGCUGAUGUACAAAUGGCCAAUACUGCUAUUGCAAGCAUGAAUGGUUAUCGUCUGGAGGGCCGGACUAUUGCUGUAAGAGUGGCUGGGAAGCCUCCACAGCCUACCGUACCUCCUGGACCCCCUGCAUCAGCAGUGCCUACAUAUCCUGCUCCUAGCCAACCUGUGGGUUCCUAUCCAUCUCAACAAUUUACCCCUGGUGGUCCACUCCCAAGUGCACCACCUCCUAGCUAUUCAGGUACUCCAGUUCCAUGGGGGCCCCCUAUGCCUCCUCCUUAUGCUUCUUAUGCUCCUCCCCCUCCUGGUUCGACCAUGUAUCCUCCUCCCAUGCAAGGUCAACCUAUGGCCCCAUAUGGUGUACACUAUCCUCCAGCAGUACAGACACUAACCACGGGCGGCCUAUCCCAGCCUGCAACUUCAAGUGAAGCACAACAGAGUUACCCUCCAGGAGUGCAAUCUGAAAAUAGUACUAAUGCUCAGUCAGCGCCCUCAAAUAUAUAUGGGAGCUCUUUAGCUGCAAUGCCACCCCCAGCACAAUCUACGUAUCCUGCAUCUUCAUAUGGUUACUCAUCUUAUUACAGUGCAGUUCCACCACCUCCCCCUGGACCACCAGUACCUGGGUCAGCAGCAGAACAAUCGCAGAGCAUUGGGAACGUGCCUUGGGCAACAAAUCCUCCCGUUCCUGCUGCUUCUUCUGCAGAGAAGUCAACCUACGGUGCAGAUGCAGAGUAUGAGAAGUUCAUGGCAGAGAUGAAAUGAUAAGUUGUUCCUCGGAUCGCUCCGAAUUGAGAGGUUAGUUACAGAAAACGGGUGAAUAGUGCCUCCAAUGUAAGUAUUAUUUUCCCAAAAAAGUUAGAGAUAUUUAUUGGAUUUAUCUUAUGUAAUUUUUGUAACAAUUUUCAUGCCUGCUGCUACUUUAUGCCAUUCAAAAAGUUUGACCUGUUCAUCAUCAGGCAGAAUCUAGAACUACCAUCCCUUGCUUCCCUCUGGCUGGAAAAGGAGAAAGACUUUGAACAAUGAUAAUUUUUAUGUUAUUUUCUUUCUUUUUUUCUUUUAAUUGAAUAACCCUGGCAGUAUUUGGCAUGCAGUGGUGGUUUUAUGAUGCGUGGGUAUGAUUAUAUUUCUGCUUUUCACAUCCUAUUCUGCAAUGAAAUUGUUUUUUCAUUUAUUUUUCUCAAUUUACAUCAAUAAGAUGUAGAAAUGAAUUGGUUUCGUGAUCAUUAUAACCGAAUAAAAUUUAUUUAUAUAACUUCUACAGUGAUUAACCUUUCUUGUUGAUAUUAUCAAAAAUUUUGACAGGCCUGAUGUUUCUUGGAGCUCUUGUGACCCUGAUUUCUUACCUCUUGCCAUGACUUUGUUGGAAGUUUCGGACUCACAUCUUUAACCUUGGUGUACUGUUAUGACCUUUGCAGAGACUUGGCUGGAACUUAAAAGUUUAUGCAUAUUGCAUUGGAGAAGCCAUUUCAAAUCAUACUAUUCAUUGUUUGUCUUGGCGUUUCUGUGGAACUUAUUUUGUUUUCUCUAUCUUAAAGAAUGUCUGGUCACUAAUGUUUUCCUUUUUGUCUCAACUAUAUCUGGUACUGACGUUUUAUGUGGUUACAUUGACUUUGUGGGCUGCUUAAUGUUUUUGCUUGCCUAACUUUUUUGAUCUUUGAUCAUAAAUCUCAUUUUCACUUUGAGGAUUGUAUGACUUUCCAGCCACCAUGGUGUUGAAGCUGCCUCUUCGACGCUUUUUUCAUUCAUUUUAAAGGUAAUCAUGCCUUACAAAUUGGAGGCAGUUUGUGUAGGUGUAAGAUGUGCUUGGCUUAAACCUUUGUUCUUGUAUUUAUUAUGUUUGCAUACUGUAUAAAACUAUUUGAUUUCUCUUUUCA